GGCGUGGCGGGGCCGGAGCGGGACCGGGAGCGGUGACACAGCGGGGACGGGACCGGGACAGAACCGGGGCACAACCGGGACAAAACCGGGACAGAACCGGGGCAGAACCGGCACCCAGCGGGGACUGAGGCGUCACCGAGCAGCCGCAGCCAUGUCCAUCCUGGCGUACAACGGCGGCGCCGUGCUGGCCAUGCGGGGCCGGGGCUGCGUCGCCGUCGCCGCCGACCGGCGCUUCGGGAUCCAGGCGCAGACCGUGAGCACCGACUGCCGCCGGAUCUUCCCCAUGGGCCCGCGGCUGCUGCUCGGCCUGGCGGGGCUGGCCACCGACGUGCAGAGCGUGGCGCAGCGGCUGAAGUUCCGGCUGAACCUCUACGAGCUGAAGGAGGGGAGGCAGAUCAAGCCCCAGACCUUCAUGAGCAUGGUGUCCAACCUGCUCUACGAGAGGAGGUUCGGGCCGUACUACGCGGAGCCGGUGAUCGCGGGGCUGGACCCGCUGAGCCUGGAGCCCUUCAUCUGCUCGCUGGACCUCAUCGGCUGCCCCAUGGUCACCCAGGACUUCGUGCUCAGCGGCACCUGCUCCGAGCAGAUGUACGGCAUGUGCGAGUCCCUCUGGGAGCCCGACAUGGUCAGUGACACCGGGGACACCUGGGGGGACAUGGGGACACCUGGGGACACUUUUUAA
Molecule: messenger RNA, 682 nt
Organism: Lonchura striata (white-rumped munia)
Lineage: Eukaryota; Metazoa; Chordata; Aves; Passeriformes; Estrildidae
Source: RefSeq, a predicted model, not a curated record